Paramecium octaurelia is the source of this 1313-nucleotide messenger RNA. NCBI's taxonomy places the organism in Eukaryota, Ciliophora, Oligohymenophorea, Peniculida, Parameciidae. The record is from the annotation of a GenBank genome assembly.
AAAUAAGUAUUGAAUCUUUUCUAUAAUAUUUAAAUUUUAUUAUGUAAUUGAGAGAAGGAGCAUCUUCUGAAUGGCAGAAAUUCAUGGAAUACACAAGGAAUGCUAAUCAGCUUGAUUAUGAGAAGAUUGGCCAAUAUGUCAAAAUCAAAUUAACCAAGUUUCCUACAGAUCAUUCCUUAAUUGAUUAUUACGAAAAUGUAUUUUAAAAGUAAAUGUUACUACAUUGAAAUAUAGUGUUACCAACCAAAAAAACAGAAAAAAGUGGCAUUAAAUGGACAAAUAUCUAUUGAUUUGGUGUGUGGCAAAACUGCUCUAAGUGAAACAAAGGGCAAACUUGGUUCCUGUAAAUAAACAGUUUAUCUAUAGGAUGAUGAAGAUUGGGAUAUGAUUUCAGAAGUGUUAUAAGUUGAUUCAUAAUUAUUAAAACUGAAAUGGAUUUCUUUGUUGCAUUCUAAUCUUAGGAUCCACCAAUGGAGUAGAGAGGAAGACCAGAUUCUGAAAGAUAUUGCCGAGUAAAUUAAAUUGAACUAAUGUUUAAGAUAAUUUUACGAUAAAAAUAAUUGGACUGAGUUGACAAUUAAAUUUAACUCACUUUCUAGGACACAGAGAUAUCCUAAACAGAUAAGAGAAAGAUGGAAGAAUGUCUUGAAUCCAGCCAUCCAAAAAAGUUUGUGGGAUUCAAAAGAGAAAUUGAAUCUAAUACAAUUGGUCUAUAAAUAUGGAAAACGAUGGUCCUUGAUUCAACAUCAUAUCAAAGGUAGAAGCGAAAACCAAAUUAAGAACUAAUACAAUGGGAUUACGAGAAGCCUAAAAAAAGAGAAGGUAAGCUAUGCUCAUUUUAUUGAAGAUAUCGAAUGAUGAGGAGAGGGAGUUGCUAUUACACAUAAUAUAGAAUCCUAAUUAGCCAAUAUAAAAUUUGAUUGAUGAUUUCCUGCUCAAAUUAAUGGCCAAACGAGAAUAAUUAAAACUUGGAUCAACAAUUAGAGAAGAAAUCAAAAUAGAGGUCAAUAAUAAUUUUAGAAUUUAAUAAAAAACUUUACCAUUUGAAUAAGCCCCAGAAACUCCAACAAUAUUAUAGUUUUAACGUAAACAACUCAAUAAUUUUAGCUCCAUCAACAUUGCAGAGCCAAAAUCUUCCUUAUUUGAACAAUGUCUAUUAAAAUCCUCCAUUUUAAUUUCAUCACUAUAAUUCUUAAGCCUAGUAGGCACUUCCUAUAUAUCGACCAUAUUAGUACGUGUCGUAAUACAAUUUAUAUAAACCAAACUUUUAUUCACCGAACUAUGCUCACAUGAGGUUUCCUUAUUGCAUGUGA